Messenger RNA from Nematolebias whitei (Rio pearlfish), 1386 nucleotides. It is a transcript of the gene trhr2, whose product is annotated as thyrotropin releasing hormone receptor 2. The record is from RefSeq and is a predicted model, not a curated record. The transcript is spliced from 5 exons. The coding region runs from base 1 to 1347 and encodes 448 amino acids. NCBI's taxonomy places the organism in Eukaryota, Metazoa, Chordata, Actinopteri, Cyprinodontiformes, Rivulidae. Gene Ontology annotation, cellular component: membrane. Gene Ontology annotation, molecular function: thyrotropin-releasing hormone receptor activity. Gene Ontology annotation, biological process: phospholipase C-activating G protein-coupled receptor signaling pathway.
AUGACCACCAACCUGAGCUCCAGGAUCGACACCCCAACAAACAUCUCCCUGAGCUCCAGCGGGGCUGUCUCAGACUCUCUGGAGUACAAAACGGUGUCUGUGUUCCUGGUCCUGCUGGUGUGUGGCGUCGGCAUCGUGGGAAACAUCAUGGUGGUCCUGGUGGUCCUCACCACGCGCCACAUGAGGACGCCCACCAACUGUUACCUGGUGAGCCUGGCCAUCGCUGACCUGACGGUCCUGGUAGCUGCGGGGCUUCCCAACGUGUCCGACAGCCUGACGGGGACUUGGAUUUAUGGACACGCCGGCUGCUUGGGGAUCACCUACCUGCAGUACCUUGGGAUCAACGUGUCCUCGUGCUCCAUCACUGCCUUCACCGUGGAGAGGUACAUCGCUAUCUGCCAUCCCAUGAAGGCUCAGACGGUGUGCACGGUGUCCCGGGCCAAACGGAUCAUCGCCGGGGUUUGGAUCUUCACCUGCGUCUACUGCAUGCUGUGGUUCUUCCUGGUGGACAUCCAGGUGGGCCCGGACGGACACGUCCAGUGUGGGUACAAAGUGAAACGAGACCUCUACCUGCCCAUCUACCUCAUCGACUUUGCCAUCUUCUACGUCACCCCGCUGCUCGUCGCCAUCGUGCUGUACGCCCUGAUCGCACGCGUCCUCUACCUCAGUCCCCUGCCCCCCCACGCUGAUGCCAGCGCCACCACGCUGCGCAGGAGCUGCCGGGACUCCUCGGAGGCAGCGAGGACGGGUCGCCAGGCUCGUCCGAAGAGCGCGGUGUCCUCCAGGAAACAGGUGACAAAGAUGCUUGCUGUGGUCGUGAUCCUCUUCGCUCUGCUCUGGAUGCCCUACCGGACUUUGGUUCUGAUCAACUCGUUUGUGUCCGCGCCCUACCUGGACUCCUGGUUCCUCCUGUUUUGUCGGACGUGCAUCUACGCCAACAGCGCGAUCAACCCUGUGAUCUACAACGCCAUGUCGCAGAAGUUUCGCUCAGCGUUUCGGGGGCUCUACAGCUGCCAGCGGCUGGAGGGGAACCAGCGGACGCCAUCGAUGCUCCUGUCCGGCGUCGGUACCAUCCGAGACCAGCGGCCCGUUCAGCAACAGGACGCUGGAGCCGACACGGAGAGGAGAGCCACUCUGAGGACUUCCAGUGAUCUGAGGAAGCUUAACGGAAGCAAAGAUCAGGAAACGGCCACGGUUAACGGCAUCCGCCAGUCCGACCAUCACACUGACACCGGUUUUGCUGUCGGCUUCGAACAAGGUCCAGAAGAACCUUUGGCAGCUGGGGACGACGACGAACACAGGAGAGAAGCUGCUGACGGAGGAAACAAGCUGCAGGAAAUGACGUGAACAGUUCCACCUUACCAUGUUCACCCACAAACACUGAAC